CGCUGCAAGGAACAGAUCGAGUGGAAGCGCAAGUACGGCAAGUACAAGCCCCUAACGGAACCGACCAAGUGCCAACGUUGUACCAAACGCGCCGUCCGCCAGUCCCACCACAAGCUCUGUCAGCCUUGCGCCAAGGAACACGGCGUCUGCGCCAAGUGUUGUUGUCGCAACGAGCGGAUCGUCGGGAAAGACCCCGCCGAGGUUGAAGCCGAGCAGAAGGAGCUCCAGGAGGCUAUCAAGAAUGCAAGAGAGAGGGAUAGGAGGACUCUGCUAAGAGCUAUGAAUGCAGGUAAAUCAAUGAAGACUGCGACUGAGAAAGAAGAGAAGGGAGACAAGGCUGGGGAUUCGGCGCUCUCUGCUUCGCUAGAGGAACAUGCAGAGGCAACUAGAGAUGAUGAGGGUGAUUCUGAUGGUGAUGAUGAUGAAGAAGAAGAAGAGGAUGAGGAGGGUGUUCGUAAUUAACAUAGGUGCAGCUCUUUGUACUAUCAGUCACAUUUUGGACAAAAUGAGAAUUAACAAUCUUCAACCACAUGAAGAUCUUGAAGAAUUUAAUAGCUUUUUAGAAAUAGUGAUUUCGUAUGAUGUUUGGACUCAUCAAUUUUGUACAAGUGCUUACGCACUCUGAAAAUGUUGUCAUGUGUUUAUUUAUCGAUUGAGUUCACUAUGAGUUUCUAUUGUGAA
Rosa rugosa (rugosa rose) is the source of this 681-nucleotide messenger RNA. Its product is annotated as nuclear polyadenylated RNA-binding protein 3. The record is from RefSeq and is a predicted model, not a curated record. Lineage: Eukaryota; Viridiplantae; Streptophyta; Magnoliopsida; Rosales; Rosaceae. The annotation marks the transcript as partial. The transcript has 3 exons.